UUUCCAUAGGAAGGAACCUGGCCGCCAUAUUGGUGCAGCUCAUCCACUCACCAUAUCCGUGGCAGGGGGGAGCGGAGCGACCCGCGUCACUAUGGAAACGCACGUUGCCGAACAACAUAUCUGAGCGCCGCGCGCAGUUUCACGGAUCUACAGCGCACACGGACCGGUCCUCUCACACGGUCCGCCGCCUCGUCGACCUGCUGCAGAUCUGCGCAACGUCCCGCCGCCGCAGCUUGCUGGUCCGGUGCGUUAGGGGGCGGACGUGGGCAGAACAGACCUCUUGUUGAAUAUCUGUCAGAAUCGAUCUACAUCCCCGUCAUGGCUGUUUCAGUCGAAGAGGUUUCUUCGUCCGUCGUGCGGGAAUACCUGAGUAGAAAGGGGCUGAAGAGGACCAUCGCCUGUAUGGACGAGGAGCAUCCGCGCACAGAGGCCAGCGUCAACAACAGGUCGCACCUGCGGCAGAUCCUCAACAUAGAGAGUCUCUACAGAGGGAACAAGGUUCAGAGCUCCCCCCUGAAAACACUGCUGGAGAUUAUUGUGAAGCAUCACAUUGCGGGUCCGAAUGCUGACAUGAUCCCCGGCAGUGACAGUCGUCCACUGCGGUCUGCUUCAGCCUCCGGGUCCGCUGCUUCUCCUGCCGCAACGCCAGCAGCGACGAAUGGCACCAAGACGGAGGACAGCACCGCAGACUUUGUUCUCAGCAAACACAUCAAAUUUAGGUCUCACCUAGAUGAAACCUGCUCUUUUCAACCCACAUAUACCUCAUUAAUGCCGGAAACGGACUGUCUGUCUAGCAAUAAUCAAACGUGUUUCUGGGCCUUUGGCUCAGAAGACCACAAAGGCAAUCCACUGCUGGCUCCCGUCCAGGGCAAUGAGAGCUUCACGAGGAGAGAACCAGAAAGGAAGACUCCCGUCACUGAGCACACCCAAAGGAGCAAAACUAAUCGAAUUACACGUGGCAUGAUGGCUGGGCCAAUAGCAAGCACAGCUCAGGAAUCAAACAAAAAAAGGCCAAGUCGAAGGAUAGAAGCACCCCAGCUGCUGCUUAGAAAACAAGAAGAACACAGGCAGUCGAGGGAUCUCUUAGUGACUGGCUCCCGUCCAAAAAGCUUUGAAAGUGGUCUAACUGAAAUCAGCUCAGCUUACUGUGUAGGAGGGAGACGGGAGUUGUGGAGUGCACCAGAGAGAAUGCAGAGUGAAAACAGCUUGGAAAAAGAGGAACAAGAUUCAAUCACGACAAGAAAGGUAAAGACCAGGCCAAAUGUGCCUGACUUGGAUGUGUCCGAAAUGCUCUUAGAUGAUUUUGAUGAUGAUGAUGACACUCUUCGAGACUUCUCCAAAGUGUCCUUUCCGAGAACCAUCAUGGAACACGAGUGUGCAGGCCGCCCGAUGGACCAACACAUCGCCAUGGAAUUGAAAGCGGUUCUUCUUGGUUCCAGUCUGAGUUGUUUCAGCGUUGAGUGGAGGAAUCAGGGCUUCUCAUUCUCAGAGACGCAUGACCUAAGUUAUGGAAUUGUGCAGAAAAAGGGUGGUCCUUGUGGAGUUCUGGCAUCAGUCCAAGCAAUUGUUCUGAAGAAACUGCUGUUUGAGAACACUGAGAGCAGGAAUGAAGGCCUUCAGAGGUUAACACCUUCCAGCCACGCCAGAAAAAAGUGUCUGGUUUUAGCUGUGGCUGAAAUCCUGUGGAGAGCUGGCGAGGAAAAACGAGCCACUGUUGCACUAAGUUCAGGAAGAAAUCAUUUCACCCCAACAGGGCAUUACAAAUCUGAAGGAGUGUUUGAAAAGAUAACAUUUUUCUCUGUGGACAGCAUCACGGACCUGCAUUUGCUUUUAGAGCGGCACAUUGAGCAGUUUGAGGCCGGCGUGUUAGGAUGCAUUCUGCUGACCAUUUCUGCCGUGCUGUCCCGAUCUAUUGAAAAAAUAAGAGAGGAUAUGGAUGUGCCCACCACCACGCUCAUUGGAGCCCAUGGUUACUGCACUCAGGAGCUGGUCAACUUAUUGCUCUGUGGCAGAGCAGUUUCUAACGUCUUUGACAAUGACGUGGAGUUAGACUCAGGCAAUGGAAACAUGACUUUACUCAAGGGAAUCAAAACCCGCUGUGAUGUUGGCCUGCUGUCCUUAUUUGAACAUUAUAACAUCUGUAAGGUAGGAGUUUACAUGAAGACUCCCCAUUUCCCCAUCUGGGUGGUGUGCAGUGAAAGCCACUUCAGCGUGCUGUUUGGCCUGCAGAGGGAGCUGUUGACUAAUCCGGACAGAGAUCUGGAGUUUGACCUCUACUAUUAUGAUGGACUGGCCAAUCAACAGGAGGAGAUCCGGCUCACUGUGUCUGUAGGCAAGUCCGCCAUGACCUGUCCGGAGCUUGACAACGAUCUCACUCCCCCACUGGAGCACUGUAUUCGAACAAGGUGGACCAAUGCGUUUGUCAGUUGGAAUGACACAGAGCCUAUUCUCUGACUCAUCACAUGGUUUGAUGAUAUUUUUAUUACUGCCAGGACCCUUAACCAACAAUAAACAUUAUGCAUCACCAAUGCACAUUUUUUUUAUUUUUACACACAAUAUUUAAAUUUUUUCAUAUGUGUCCAUAUAUUUCAGCAUUAAUUUUCUCAUCUCUUGGUGGCAAAUUUGAUUUUGUUCUGCCGUUCGUUUACAUGACACAAGGGCGGAGAUGUUACCUAUCGCAUCAUGUAUGUACAGCUGGAGGACUCUGGGCCCAUAAUAGGACAUGGCAAAUCAUAUCAGCCACACAGUCUCAUGCUGUUGUCAAUAAAAUUAUAUUUCAGAAGCUGAAAUAAUUUAGUUUUUUAAAAAAUGUUUAGCAAUAAUGUGUGAAAAUGAAUAGGCUGUAUGGAGACUCUUAUAUGUUGAAGGUAAAAGGUACAUGCUACUUGUAGUAUUGACCACAGUUGCCUUUUCUCUGCCUUUCUUAAUUGUUUAUAUAUAUAUAUUUAUAUUUGCCUGCCUACUGCUGAUUAUAAACCUUAUUGAAUAUUUUCCCACCAUAUCAUAACAAAUUCAACAACAAAGUUUGCUUUUGAAAUUCCCUUUAUUACAUUAGCAAGUAUCAUAAUCUUGAAAUUAGGUGAUCUGUCAGUUUGUAUUGUAUUUCAUUUCAUGCCGUUUGAAGAUUACAUUAUAUAAAUACUGACUGUGUCCAUGUGCCUGUGUGCGUGAGACAGAGGCAGGCAGGUCUUGUUUCAGAAAAUAGUUCAACAAACCCUGUGUCUAAUGAUCAAUGAAGCCUGAGAUGGGAAAUUUCAGUUCCAGAAAAGCUGAUCAGAUUUAGAUCAAUAAAUUUAGCAUGUGCCUGGUGAAUGAAAAAAAAAAAAAAGCCAUCAUCAAUGGAGCUCAAAUACUACAAUUCACCAUGGCAACAGGUAAAUUGCAGUUGAAAGAGUAUCUAGAUUCUUUGUAAUAUAUAAAAAUCUGUCUGAACAGCAUUAAAUGAUUAUAUUUCAACAUGUAGUUGUUUUAAAUAGAGUAGACGAGUGCUGUGAAAUCAAGUUCAGACAGUAUUUGCAAAUUUCAGACUAUAAACUACAUUUUGUCCAGCUUUUACAUGUUAAGUCUUUUCAAGUGCACUACAAACACGCUCACACACAAAUAUCACACAAUCGACAUUAUAUUACUGUGUGAAUCGGAAAAAACUGAUGAAAAACUAUGUCGGACAGCCUCUUCACACUUGGCAGGAGGAAACAGAGAUAGCCUCAGGGUUGGUUGAAGAACACCUGCCAGCGAGCAGGUUAUAGUUUUACUUCUCUUUUCUAGAAUGGAAAACCCAGAGUUUACCUAAUUUUAGGAUUAACAAACCUUCUUUCUGAAACCGGCCCCCGUUAAAGGCUCCAGACACAAGACACUGAAUGUUAUACUCACCUGCUACUUAUGAUUGCCUUGUUGAAUUUUCAUAUUUGUCACACCUCUUAAAUGACUCGGUAGCUCUUGUUUUGUGUCACUCUCUUACUGUACAUCCCUCCAUCACGUUGGCUUUAUAAACACUUCUGUCACUAAGCACAA
This is a messenger RNA of Scophthalmus maximus (turbot), 4011 nucleotides long. RefSeq names its product MINDY lysine 48 deubiquitinase 4 (gene mindy4). NCBI's taxonomy places the organism in Eukaryota, Metazoa, Chordata, Actinopteri, Pleuronectiformes, Scophthalmidae. The record is from RefSeq and is a predicted model, not a curated record. The coding region runs from base 319 to 2454 and encodes 711 amino acids. Gene Ontology annotation, biological process: protein K48-linked deubiquitination. The transcript has 18 exons. Gene Ontology annotation, molecular function: K48-linked deubiquitinase activity; cysteine-type deubiquitinase activity.